AGGUGUAAAAAAUUGUAAACAAAUACACCAAACUGCCUUAGCUCUAUAGACCUUUUAUCCUUUUCAUUUGACAUUCAAAUAGAUGCACUGAACAAAGAAUGAAAAAAAACUUACAAGUCUGAAAAGAUCAAAGUCAUAAUCGACCAAUCAAUAUAUAAUUACACAUUGUGAAAUAAUUACCCAUUUAGCCCCAAUGAUAUUUCUCAGAAACAGUUGACACAAAGGUUCUUUAGUUCAGUUCAUUUAAUUUGAAAAUUCCACAAGAUACAAUUUAAUAGCAAGUAAACAACAACAAAUAUUAAUAACAUACAAUAUAAAUAUGUCAUGAUUUGAGAAAAGAAAAAAAAGAAUUGUAUGCAGGGGAAUUUCUCCAGGGGGAGCUCUCUCAGUAGCUAGGCUAAUCAAGGAGAGAGCACCCCCUUUAUUGAAAAUGACUAGUGAAAUUGGGAAGUAGUUUCUGGGCAUUAAAUCGACUUUAUAAUUUAAUUCAAUUCAGUUUCAAGGUAUUACCACAUCCCAGUCAAGCAAGCAACCAGCCACUGCCCCACAUGACCAACCCACAGAAGCAAGCCGAAACCCCUGAACACUGUCCCACCCACCAAGGGCAAGGCAUGCCCCUUGACACAAUCCCCACAAUCAAAAGACUCAACUCCCAACUGCAAAGACCAUGCAGAGCAACCCCCCACCCCUGAUAGGACAAAACAUCACCCAGGAAACCAACCAGCCCCCCAAGUAGGCCGAUCCCCAAAAAAGGCAGUCCAUCAUCCAUUCAGCCGGAAAGCAGAGCCAUCUAAAAAGACUAUAGGUUAAGCCAACUAUGUAAGGUAAUUGUUUUCAAAAAAGAAAGCUUGAGUUUUCGAUGAAAGCUAAAGGCAGAUGGUGAACAGGAAUGCUAUUGCAGCACUUUGCUCCGAAGUAUCGCACAGACCUGAGACCAUAUUGAAGAGUAUUCUUCUCAGUAACAAAAAUAUCAUUCUUGCUAGCUUGCCGUGUACCAUAUUGAUAAACAGUUUUAACUAGUUUGAAGAAAGAGUGAAAGUAAGGAGGAGAUAUCGUAUUUACACAAUCAUAUACAAAACUCUGAAUUUUAAUUGAGAGAGGUCAUGCAGCUUUAGUAUCUUUAAGUCAGCAAACAUUGGUGUAGAAUGAAAAUUGAAAUGUUAAAAUGUGAUUGCCCUUAUUAUCCUUUUCUGCAAAAGAAAUACUGGAUUGAUGUAGGUUUCAUAGGUAAGACCCCAAACUAAAAUUCCAUAUUGGAGAAAAGGUGAAACAGAGAGUUGUAAAGACAGAUCAAAACACUUAAAGGUAAAAAGCGUCUUACUUUGAAAAAAAACCACAAGUUCUAGCUAAUUUCUCAGACAAUUCUGACAAGUGAUAUUUCCAUGACAGAUUUUCAUCUAAAAGAACACCAAGAAAUUGGACAUAACAUGUCUGUUUGAUGGUAAAGUUUCCAAUUUUGAUACUGACAGUUUCAGGACAAAAAUGCUGAGGAGACUUAAAAAUUAUAAAAUUGGUUUUAUCAAUAUUCAAUGACAAUUUGUUAACAUCAAGCCACAUCUUCACUUUUUUCAUUUCCUUAUUAACUACACGUUGAAGCUGAUUAAGACUUUCAGCUUCAUAAUAUAUGUUGGUAUCAUCAGCAAAUAAGUAGAAGGUUAAUUUUGAGGAUGAAAGAGGCGAGUCAUUAAUGUAAAUUAAGAAAAGAAAGGGUCCAAGGAUGGAACCUUGUGGAACUCUGCAUGAAACACUGACCUGAUUGGAAAUAGAACCAUUGGAAUUAGAGGUUCUGAAGUUGUCUUAGAUGAUUUGGUGACAAAGAUCUGCUUACAAAGAAAUUUGAUUGGUAAAAAUAGUCAGAUUCAUCUUAUAUAUUAGUUUUAGUAUUUUGAGAAAUAGAUAUCAAGUGAUGUCUGGCUUGGAGACUAUCGUGUGGAGACACAACAAACCUAUGCAGACUUUUUGAAAUACAAGUGUCAUCAAUUAGCUAGAGUGGUGAGCAAGAUUGCCAUCCUGAAAAUUUAGAAAGGGGGCUGUGCUGUAUAGCAACACUCAUGACCACACCCAUGACCACACCCUAUAGUCUUGCAUUUGUGUUAAAGAUCCUCUGUUGUGCAUAUGAAAUCUUUCAAGCUGUUCACCAACUCUGAAAGGCUAAUAGAAAUUGCUCGUCCAUAGAACAACAAUUGCAUAAUAAAUGGUUUAAGAUUGCAAAGUAAGAAAUUUUCCCAUCCAAACAUUUACUGACUUGUUAAGGUGGCUAAGGUGACAGUUUGUUUUCCCUACUACUGAUGGGGUAUGCAGUUUUUUAGUCACUACAGUUGACACAGUCAAUUUUUUUGUACUGAAGAAAAAUAAAUUUCUUUAAAAUAAUAACUUAUGUAAGAUUCAUUCUUUUGAAUAAGUGUGUUCUAAAGAUUUUCAUGAAAAAGCAAGAAAAUUUAAAGUGUAGUUGAAGGUCAAAAUUCUAUCAGCCAACAGAACCAUAACUUUUGAAAUAUUUUUGUUUUGAGUUUAUACUCAUUUUUUAUUUUGCUAAUUCUUGAAAACAUAAUUGUUUUCAGAAACAUUGAAUUCUGAUAAUUGUUUAGAAAAUGUAUUUUAAAGACAGAUAUUUGUGUCAUUUGCUUAAGAAUUGAGACUGAAACAAACAGCAGAAGCAACAAAAUGCACCCACUUGAUAGGAUGGAUGAAUUUAUAUAACUGUUUAAGAAUAUCAUAUAAAAGCUAGAAUAGAAAUAUAUGAGGAUUUUUCAGGUAAAUAAAGGAAAGCAAUUCAGUUGAAAAACUAUUGAUGAAGAAGAGUAUAACAGUACCAGUACGAUCACUUUGUAAAUGGCCUUCACUAGAUAUCGUGGAAGGAGGUGCUGGUCCCAUAAUUGACAAGAAGUCAAUGGCUGCGAAGGGCAACAUAAAAUCAAACGAAAUUUAUGAAAAGAAUGUGCCAGUAUGCUGGAGAAGGCCAACUCCUAUCGAUCACAGAACGGAUUUUUAUAUCGAGGAGUGGAUCAGAGCAAAGUAUGAAAGAAAAGAGUUUAUGGAAGGAAAUGAUUCCAAGCAAGCCUAUUGUAGAGGAAUGAAGGAUGGCCUGCUAAGAAAGAGGGACCGAAAUGGAAACUCUUGGAAUCUAAGAUACUUUAGGCUAUCAUCUGAUACGGGAUCACUUUCUUAUUACGAAAAAAAAGAGGAUUUAGCCCCCAUAAAAAGACUGAACAUCAAAGACGUCAAUGUUAUACUGUGCAGUGAAAGCAAAACUGAGAAAUUUUAUAGCAUGGAGAUUGUGUCACCGGAGGUUAAAGAGAAGAAGGGAAAACCUAAAAAAUCUUGCAGCCGCAGUAUUUAUGUGCACGCAGAAACUGCCAAGGAAAUUAUAGACUGGUAUCUUUGCAUCAGAUCUGCGAAAUUGAUGUUACUUAAAGAUGAAGGCUACGAUAUGGAUCCGAAUGAUCUUAAUACUGAAAUGAUACUUUCCACCUGUAGAAUCAAGGAAGGGCACUUGAAGAAAAGUGGUCCAAAAGAGAACGAUCGAUAUAAACAAAGAUGGCUGACUGUGGAACCAAACAAGUUUUCAUAUUUUGAACACAAAUUGGAUGCAACCCCAAUUCAAGAAGUAUCCCUAAAACCUUCCCCGGAGAUAUAUAGUGUGUCUGAAGGGGUAGAUGGCAAGCACCCAGAUGAACCAUAUCCAUUUAUGGUAAGAACCCCAGAAAGAGUCUUCAAUUUCGGAGCAGAAUCGAGUGAGGAUUUUACGGAAUGGAUGUCAGCAUUCAAAAAGGCAUUGGAAUUUGAACCAGUUGAAAUAAACCGGAAUACGAGGAUGUCCAUAGUUUCUACAGCGUCUCAGUUUUCCCAGCUCUCUGUUUCAUCAGGUGACUCUACAGCCAGUUCUUAGAUACAUUUUCGUCCGUCCCUGGAAGUUUUCAGUCAUUUUUAGAUUAGUUUAGUAUAUUAGUGCACAAUCUGACUAUACUCUUGUUUUUUUCAGUCUCAGAUUUGAGACGUAAAAUGUUAUUAAGCUGACAUAUAUGUCAUAUGGAAAACAAGACUUUCAUUUUUCAUAAGUCACGGUAAUCUAUAAUAUUGCUGGACUUUAUAUUUUUCAUCAUAUAAUAUUACAUAUUUUUAUACAGACGGUGUUUUCGUUGUUUCGUAGUUUUCGUUGUUUUAUGCAACUUUGUUAGGAUGUACCUUCAAAAAUCCCUUAUUGAACUUCACUGUCAGAUGAAAAUAAGAUUUCUCGUUGAAAUAGGAAGAUAACUUGCAAAAUGUUUAAUCGUGUACUGCAAAAGAGUUUCAUGACUGUUGAUAGUCAAAAUCUCCAUCUGAUUUAAUAUCAACAAAGUUUUAAGUAUAUCAUUUAUAAGAUUUGUUCGAGCAAAGUUUAUUGAAGUAUGAAAAUGAGUAUAUUCUUCAAGGAUUUUAAUUUAAACCCAGAUUUUGUUUGAUUUUAUGACGAUUUGGGCAGACAGCAGACAGCAUAAACCCUUUCCCUUUUAAGUUUAACCUACUUUUAGUAGGAUUCAUUGUCACUAGUUAAGCGUGCAGUUUUUCCUGGUAAAUCGGUAUUUUUAGGAAUGUAUUUUGAUCUCGAAGAACAAAGUAACUAUUUUGGUCUACAUAUUGUGGUAUAUAAUAUAUUGUUUCCGUUUUUCUUAAGCCCGAGAAGACAAUUUUUGUAAAAACCAUGUUCUUAACAUGCCUUAACUUGCUUUUUAUGCGCUGUAUCUAUCAUUUCUGGAUUAUUUUAUAUUUCUGGAUCGUUAAUAUAUUACUUUAAUGUCAAGCGUGGAUACAAGAGCGAGCCUCCCCCCUCUCCCAAAUUUUGUGCAUGUUUAAUUCUGUUGUAGAUGGCUGCUUUUGUAGGGGGUAACGCUAGAGUCCAGAACCCAGUAAAAAAUGAAUCUACCAAAUUUUUUGAGUUUUUCUGGCUCGCUAUUUAGUGCAUCUGCAUUGCAGUAUCUAUUAACUGUCUACUUUUCGAAAAAAGUUUUAUAAUUGUUGUUAGCUGGUCACCGAUUUUCUCGUUUUUUAAGGUCUAGAUCAAUACUAAUUUUGGUUUUAGGAGAAUUAAUAUGCCUACUGAGUUUUAGCCUGUACUCAAGACCCCUAAAUGAGUUGUGACUCCCUUUAAACCACCAUGAAAAAUUAUGUUGAAAAGUAGUCUAUGUGACUGCUAUUUAUUUCCGCAAUUUCGAGUUACAGGGAGUCUGGUUUCUAGUAAAUUUCGCGCCAAAUUCAAUUCUCCCGUCACGCGUACGAUUUUAAACAAAAAUUUAGCGGAAACUGAGGUAGGUCUAUAUAAAGUUUUUAUCAUUUCGUAUUUUUUGUAUCUAAGUUAGUUACAAACAAUUUUAGUAUGUAGUAUUCGUCAUUUUAGAUCUUUAUUACAUGCCCAUGAAUGGGAUUUCAUUCCACUUUUACAAGUAUUCGCUUUGUCGUCAUUUUGAUGUAGGCCUAUCGUAUUGUAAAUUGGCCUUACUCCCUCGUGUUUUACAUUACAACUUCUUUUAGUUAUAAAAAUAGUAUCUAGUGUUUAAUACGUUUGAUAAAACCGAUUUGUAAUUGAUUCCUUUGAUUUUUGAUCGAUGACUUUAGCCAA
Molecule: messenger RNA, 5596 nt
Organism: Rhopilema esculentum
Lineage: Eukaryota; Metazoa; Cnidaria; Scyphozoa; Rhizostomeae; Rhizostomatidae
Product: arf-GAP with dual PH domain-containing protein 1
Biological process (GO): regulation of GTPase activity
Cellular component (GO): intracellular membrane-bounded organelle; plasma membrane; cytoplasm
Molecular function (GO): phosphatidylinositol-3,4,5-trisphosphate binding; GTPase activator activity
Source: RefSeq, a predicted model, not a curated record